This is a messenger RNA of Mus musculus (house mouse), 2690 nucleotides long. RefSeq names its product basic leucine zipper and W2 domains 2 (gene Bzw2). The transcript has 11 exons. Bases 264 to 1427 code for a protein of 387 amino acids. Lineage: Eukaryota; Metazoa; Chordata; Mammalia; Rodentia; Muridae. The record is from RefSeq and is a predicted model, not a curated record. Gene Ontology annotation, cellular component: cytoplasm. Gene Ontology annotation, biological process: regulation of translational initiation.
CUGUGGGCACGUGCGGAGGCAUUGGGAUGCAGCUAGACGGGCUGCACUGCCCCUAAGAGUGGCGCGGUUCGGGCAAGGGGCGGGGAUAGGGCGGGGCCGGGGCAGGAGGCGGAGCUACACCGGGUUCUGUGUGUCUGUGUCAAUGUGUCUGUCCUUCACUCCUCCAUUGUCUGCCUCAGCCACUGCCGCCGCCACUGCUGCUGCAGGAUCCGCCGCAGCCACCAGUCUCGCGCGUCGUCGCUCCCUCCUUGGACAGUAAUUUUAUGAAUAAGCAUCAGAAGCCAGUACUAACAGGCCAGCGGUUCAAAACCCGGAAAAGGGAUGAAAAAGAGAAAUUCGAACCCACAGUUUUCAGGGAUACACUUGUCCAGGGGCUUAAUGAAGCUGGUGAUGACCUUGAAGCUGUAGCCAAAUUUUUGGAUUCUACUGGCUCACGAUUAGAUUACCGUCGCUAUGCAGACACACUCUUUGAUAUCCUGGUGGCUGGCAGUAUGCUUGCCCCUGGAGGAACACGCAUAGACGAUGGUGACAAGACCAAGAUGACCAACCACUGUGUGUUUUCAGCAAAUGAAGAUCAUGAAACCAUCCGAAACUAUGCUCAGGUCUUCAAUAAACUCAUCAGGAGAUACAAGUAUUUGGAAAAGGCAUUUGAAGAUGAAAUGAAAAAGCUUCUCCUCUUCCUUAAAGCAUUUUCUGAAGCAGAGCAGACAAAGUUGGCAAUGCUGUCUGGGAUCCUGCUGGGCAAUGGGACCCUCCCAGCCACCAUCCUCACCAGUCUCUUCACAGACAGCUUAGUCAAAGAAGGCAUCGCAGCCUCAUUCGCUGUCAAGCUUUUCAAAGCCUGGAUGGCAGAGAAAGAUGCCAAUUCUGUUACCUCUUCACUGAGAAAAGCCAACUUAGACAAGAGGCUGCUUGAACUCUUCCCAGUGAACAGACAGAGUGUGGAUCAUUUCGCUAAGUACUUCACUGACGCGGGGCUGAAGGAGCUGUCGGACUUUCUCCGAGUCCAGCAGUCGCUGGGCACCAGGAAAGAACUGCAGAAGGAGCUGCAAGAGCGACUGUCUCAGGAAUGCCCCAUCAAGGAGGUGGUGCUUUACGUCAAAGAGGAAAUGAAAAGGAACGACCUUCCGGAAACAGCUGUGAUCGGGCUGCUGUGGACCUGCAUCAUGAAUGCGGUGGAAUGGAACAAGAAGGAGGAGCUGGUUGCGGAGCAGGCACUGAAGCACCUAAAGCAAUACGCUCCGCUGCUGGCCGUGUUCAGUUCCCAAGGCCAGUCCGAGCUCGUCCUCCUGCAGAAGGUUCAGGAAUACUGCUACGACAACAUCCACUUCAUGAAGGCCUUCCAGAAGAUCGUGGUUCUCUUUUAUAAAGGACCAGAUGGAACCUCUUUGGGUGCUGGAGAGAUUGGUGAGACACUGCAAGAAUGAGGCUCCUGAUCCAGUUGCCCCUGUGGAUGUGGUGGAUGAUCCCACAAGCACAAAGGAUGGAGCCGAGAUGAGAGAUCCUUUCGGUAUUCCAGAAGCCGAUACCAGCUCGACAUGACAUUCAAAUUUUUCCAUGCUUUUUGAUCACUGAAUUCCCCUUAAAGAGAUAGCCCCGCUGGCCAUCUAUCCCUUGCUUCAGGGAAGAUGAGCGGGGAUGAGAGCCCUGGGAUGUAUGCUUGUUAUAGUGUGUGUGUUGUGUGUUUGGCACAUGUGUUAGGUGCAGAGUGUGCGGGCCCGCACUUUCGCCAUGGUAGCAUAGGCUUUUGCUGCAGUGGAGGCGGGACAAUCUCCUCAGAUUUGGUUUGCCGCUCUAAAAGAAAUUAUGCUGCUUUAUGCCAUGGGUGGCGAGGCUAAGCACUGCACAGAGGAUAGCUUGCUGUUGGCAUCCUGUGGAAGGCAUGUCUGAUUGCAUGAAGGUUCAGUGUCCUAGUUCCCUUCCCCCAGGAAAAACGACACGGGAGCUGGCCAAGACCUCUCUGGGUGAUGAGCCUAAGGGAUGGUUUUGUGUAGGGCCCCUAUGCUUGCACACUGAGGAUCAGACCUCUACCUUCACCCAUGAGGCUUGCUUGCAGCAAUUAAGAUCUGGCCAUAGGUUAAGUAACAUCCUGGCCUUUUGAUGCACCUGCCACAAGCAAAACACAAUCUCCCCAGGAGUGGCUUGGCAUGAUUGAGAGGUAGUCAGUGAUAAGACUCCCUGGGCAUGUCACCAACCUAAGACAGGGAUCAAACCAAUGCUGUUUGUCACCCAAGGACGGGUAAGGGGCAUGGCUGCGGGGGGCUAUCUACAGACAUUCUCUCUGCCAAAAAAGAAAAAAGGGGGAAUUGUGGGGAGCGGGUGUGGCGGCAGUCCCAAAGGCGCCAGGGACUGCAGCUAAGUCAUAUGACUUGCACCUGACUUCCUCAUAUAAACCACAAACAUCUUGAGAGCUGCGCAGGUGUACCAGGAUACAGGUGAAUCCAAUUUGGUGGAGAUUUGCCCCUGCUGCCCUGAUUAGCUGAAGCUGCGUGCCUGGUGAGGUGUCGUGGCCUGCGGUGCGUGGAUGAGAGAGAGUAUAAAAAGAGUGAGAGGCCCAGGGUUCGGGGGAGAUAUAAACAGGGGAGAUAUAAAAACAAGGGAGAUAUAAACAAGGGAGAUAUAAAAACAAGGGAGAUAUAAACAAGGGAGAUAUAUGGAGAAAGAAGAAACAGGACUGAAUAAAUGUGUGC